AUGUCCUCUGAGCAGACACCCAAAUCAACUGCUGAAGCCUCAGCUGCUGCAGCCGACCGUGACUUUGACAUUACCGACUUGGUCAAAGACAGAAUUGAUGGUGCAUGCGGUCACGGCGCCACUUGGCUCUCACCAUACCGAACUCUGGCAGAAGAUGAGGAGCCAAGCCUGGAUGCUCAGCAGAACGACCCUGAACCUCCGCCUGGAGGUUUCGAGUACGCAGAGCAUCGCUUUCUCGGCAAUCAGCUCAUUUUCAAGUACAUGGGACCCAAGAGCGAGACGGACCGCACCCCAGACGGCAAAGAAGUCGACAGACGGGGCUACGAGCUGCCUCUCAAGACUCUCGGCAAGGGUAAUGACGUUUUGUAUCUCACCUAUGGCGAGAUUUCCGCGCUCGCCGGCGACUUUUACGGAACCAUGAAACCCAUCAGCGACGGCAAGACGGACCAAGACCGGCGCGACCGCUUCAUGGCCGCCUUCAACACGCUGGCCGACAACCCGGACGACCAGCCGCGCGACGCCCGUCAGCUCCUCAAACACCUCCGCGCCGAGAUCGAGGGUGUCGAAAAGGCCAUUCGAGAUAAAAAGGACCCGUCCACCUACUACAAGGCCGGCGAGGGCCUGGCCGGCAUGAAGGCGAUUGACGAGCUCAUCAAGGGCCGUCAUUUCCCCAGUUACUCGGAGCUCCUCAAGAUCAACUGGGACCACUUUGGCGAUGAUGCACGCACCGCGUACACGACGGGCCAUGCCGCGGCCAUUCACUGGGCGGCGAGCGGCGAGUGGACGGUGGACCGCCUGGUUGAGGCGUAUGCCAUGAACGCCUUUGCGGACCACUAUCUCCAGGACCUAUUUUCGUCGGGACACAUGCGCGUUCCGAGACGCGUGCUUCACGGCUACGAAGGACUUGCUGAUGUCCUCGCAAACCUCAUGCAUGAUGAAGAUUGCGCCAUUGGUCUCACCGUCUCCAACAAGAACGGCAUGUCCUGGACGGCCUAUGGCGACAAGCGCCUGCUCGACGCCGACAACAAGGCCAACCUGCUCAACUGCCAGGCCGCGAUGCAAAUCUCGGCGCGCGAAGUCUACGACGCCUGGAAAGGCCGCAAGGAGCUGGCCCCCUCUGCUUUUGCCGUGUGGAACCUUGUGCCGACCAAGGAAUCGGCCAUGGCAAAGGACACGGGCCACUUCGCGCCGCUGUUCUUGCUCGGGCCCAAGCAGGAUUGGAACGACUUGUGGCGACGCAAGUCGCUGAAGAAUCGACGCAACUGGGAGCACACGAAGAGCUGGACGACUCUUGACACGCUCUGGAAGGCCAAGGUUACAAAGGCCUAUCUGUGGAGGUAUCCUAUUCGCCUGGACCCGCAGAUUGAGACUGAUUAG
Messenger RNA from Cordyceps militaris CM01, 1377 nucleotides. RefSeq names its product phosphatidylcholine-hydrolyzing phospholipase C. The record is from RefSeq and is a predicted model, not a curated record. The transcript has 4 exons. The coding region runs from base 1 to 1377 and encodes 458 amino acids. NCBI's taxonomy places the organism in Eukaryota, Fungi, Ascomycota, Sordariomycetes, Hypocreales, Cordycipitaceae.